UCUUUGUCAUUACAGGAGAGAUGAGCAGACAUGUGUUUUACCCUGGGAGAAUGGCUGUUUCAUUCCGUAAGGGACCACGGGGAUUUCUCCGCCAGGAUCCGAGCGAUGCAGCCAAAGUCCUGAAUGACAACCCGUCUCUGCAGGACAAGCCUGCAGCUGUCAGGGAGGAGCUGGUCAGGCAGAACGCACGGACUGUGGUCCGCCAGAGGGGAGGAGACCCUUCAGAUACAACCCAGGUGUCUGGAGAUUACAUCCUGCAGUUUGGGAAGUACAAGGGGAAGUCCUUCCGCUGGCUUCUGGAGAAUGACAUUGGAUACACCAUCUACCUCAUCAGGAACCAGCAAAGAGAGGAAGCUGCAGGAGUGUUCAUGGCAGCGGGGCACAACAAGGACAGCCUCCUGUCCUUUCUCAACUAUUCCCUCAUGUUUGGAGGAAUCCAGUCUCUCCUCAACUAUGAGGAACACAAGCCAGUUGUGACAGCAGCAGCAUCGGAGGAUGACCAGCUGGUGGGUUUUGGGACUCGUGCCUCCAGCACCUGGGAGAGCAGGGAGGACGGCUCUGCAUCCUUCAUCCUGAAGAAGAAGAACUGCACUGCAGGCACAAAGAUGCAUAAGCUACAACUCUACCUGAAGAAGAAGCUGCAGCCACCCACUGUCUCCCCUGUGAUGUCACACACCUCACCUGUGAUGUCACACGCCUCACCUGCUCCUGCUGAAGCCAUUGUGAUGGAUGAAGAUGAAGAGCUGGAGAGGAUGAUGCUGAGCAUCUCUCCUUCAAAGCAACAUGUGCAGAGCUCUGUUUCUGCAUCUUCGUCAUCCUCCUCAUCUGCCAGACGACGAGAAAGAGGUCUUUAACCCAGAGCACCGUGGCGCCCACCCACACAACUGGGACCAUGAGUUGCUCUCCCACAUGCAGCAGGACUCGUCUGGUGUCGACCGUGUUCUGGUCCUGUUUGUCUUUUGGUGUUCCACCUGUUGUCCUCGUGACUAUGAAUGGACUCCGGUCCUGAUGAGGUACCAUCUGCUACACAGGCAGCACCAGCCAAGGCUCAGGGUCCACCAGGAGAUGCUCCUGCAUCUCCAUCUGUGAAGAGACCUGAGCCCGUUGCCCAGGAGCUCGUGUGUCUGAUGCCAGAAGCAGCACAUCAUCCGUCAGCAGAGCCGACUGUCACACUUCCUGUGUCAGAGGCGCUCCUGAUUUCUCCUGAGACGUCUGCAGAGCCCGGUCAACUGCCAACUCCACAGAUAGGGCAAAGUGAGCCAUUCCCCAGGCCAAUAGCCGUCCCCACCGGUCCUCCUCCACAGCUUCCUGGCUGCCACCAUGACGUCAGCCAGCUGACCUGUUCACAGCAGCAGAGAAUCUGAUGAAGACGAGCUGGAAGCUAUGGGUUGCUUCUGUGGGAUGGGACUGAAGCAGGGCCCAAACAGCCCUCACAUUCACACCGGGUUCCCGGGGGUAGCAGGGAAGUACGUUUAUUGUCCUGCCAAAGUACUUUCCCUGUACAGAGACCAAGGCACGGAGAAGGAGAUGACGUGGAGAGAGUUCCAGGAGUCUGCCUUCUAUGAGACGGGAAAAACAGAUGGGCCGUUGACAAGAGCAAAUAAGAGAGAUGAGCAGUGUUUUGUCAUGUAUAUAUCUUUUCUUAUUUUAAUAAUUACAUUCUUGUAUUAUAUAAAUUAUAUUUGUUUGACUAUUUUUAUUGUUUGUGUGACCUUGCACGAUGGCCUGUGUGUUCAAUAUUUACUGUCCCUGUUGUGAAUAAAUAUAUUUCAUGGA
Pseudoliparis swirei is the source of this 1776-nucleotide messenger RNA. RefSeq lists its product as uncharacterized. The coding region runs from base 993 to 1364 and encodes 123 amino acids. NCBI's taxonomy places the organism in Eukaryota, Metazoa, Chordata, Actinopteri, Perciformes, Liparidae. The transcript has 7 exons. The record is from RefSeq and is a predicted model, not a curated record.